AUGUCAAACGAAACAGACUUGUGUAUAUCGGUGCCUCGGUCGUGCUUAACCGAAUUUUAUAGUAAAUAUCUCCAUUUGGUGGAAACUUUUUACUAUGUUACGCUUUCUGAAAAGAAAUCCGAUGUCGCGAGUGAGCAGUCGGAAUAUGUGUAUUUCAAAGUAACUUUUAAUUUAAAUCCAGUUGAGAGCAAUUUAAUACCAAGGGAACUUGUGGAUAGAAUUCAGAAAUAUGUGGAGUCAUCAUUGGGUUGGACGGGUGAACGUGGUGAAGAUUCGAGCUAUGACUCCGAGUGUGAUGAUGAUGCCAGUCAUCGGACUGCAUCCCGCACACCUUCAGACACACUGGCAGCUGAGUUUGCGGAGUACGUCACACUUGCGCAACCACAACCCAAUCAGGCGAAAAUCGAGUUUGCCGUGAAACUGGGUUACUCGGAGCGGUUGGCUCGUACCGCGCUGCAACGGCUCGGUUCAGAUCCGCCUAGGAACGAACUGUUGGCGGAGCUCAUCAAGCUGGCUGCUAAGAGACCUCCGGGGACCUCCUCCCCCCCACCACCGACAGCCUCCCCUCCACCAGCCACGGAUGACCUCCCCGACAGACCUCUUAGACACAUCGUUAUUGAUGGAAGCAAUGUUGCCAUGAGCCAUGGCAACAAGGAAGUGUUCUCGUGCCGCGGCAUCGAGAUCUGCGUGGACUGGUUCAGAGCGAGGGGUCACAAGGAUAUAACAGUGUUUGUACCGAAAUGGAGGAAAGAAGCUUCGAGACCGGACAACCCGGUCGCUGAUAGAGACGCUCUCGAUAGAUUAGAACGGAACAGAGUGCUGGUGUACACGCCCAGUAGACUGUUGGGAGGGAAACGUCUCAUCUGCUACGACGAUAGAUACAUACUGCGACUAGCGGCUGAAACGGACGGCAUCGUCGUGUCGAACGAUAAUUACAGAGAUCUAGCGGCCGAGAGCCCUGAAUUCAGAAAAGUUGUGGAAGAACGACUGCUCAUGUUCUCCUUCGUCAACGACAGAUUCAUGCCACCGGACGAUCCUCUCGGAAGAUCAGGACCUACUUUGGAAACCUUCCUCCGAGCACCUCCGUCGCGAAACGACGUACGUUCAUAUGGUCCGUACGGCCCACCACCUGCCUGUCCGUACGGUAGGAAAUGCACGUACGGCAACAAAUGCAAAUUCCAUCAUCCCGAACGAGCCGGACGACCUCAUAAAUCCGUAGCGGAGAAAUUAUCCGAACGUGCCGCUAGGAAGGCGAAAGAUUUGCAUACUCUCAGUCUUCCACCAGGAGGUCGGCCAACGGACAGUAAACGACCUUUAGCCAGAGCCCAUUCGGCCACACCGCGAUUGGCUGACGCUUCGCUGAUAUCGAAUUUCGACCGAGCCCAAAUACCAGGACCCUCGCAGGCAGAGCAUAACCCGCACCGCAAACUCGCCAGACAGCUGACACUCAAUCCGGCGUGUGACCCGCGACUCCACGCUACAGCGGCUAGAGUAUCUUCCGCCCCUGUAGGCGCGGCCGGGGCAGUGCCUACAUACAACAACAUUUCCCUGUCUCCGUGUGCGUCCGAGGGCGCCUUACAGAAUUGGGAGGCGCGACGUAGAAUGCAUUUCCAUUUGGCAGGUGUGUUCCCAGAAGCUCAAGUCGCUGAAGCAAUGGCCUCAUAUCCAGAUGAAACAGACGCUAAGAAGAUGUGCGCCAUCAUUUUAGAUCGAUACCGUCCGAGCGAAUCGCUACCACCACGACCUACUCACUGA
Molecule: messenger RNA, 1755 nt
Organism: Danaus chrysippus (African queen)
Lineage: Eukaryota; Metazoa; Arthropoda; Insecta; Lepidoptera; Nymphalidae
Source: the annotation of a GenBank genome assembly